Messenger RNA from Capsicum annuum, 1282 nucleotides. Its product is annotated as myosin IB heavy chain. Bases 212 to 844 code for a protein of 210 amino acids. Lineage: Eukaryota; Viridiplantae; Streptophyta; Magnoliopsida; Solanales; Solanaceae. The transcript is spliced from 4 exons. The record is from RefSeq and is a predicted model, not a curated record. Gene Ontology annotation, cellular component: myosin complex. Gene Ontology annotation, molecular function: cytoskeletal motor activity.
GAUUUUAUAUACUCUAUCAAACGACCCCUAAUAAUAAUUAUUACUGGGAAAGAAAAAGUGGGGCCUAUCUGGCAAGGCAGGUGAUGUAAACAAUGGGCGCCAGCUUUGCAGGCUGACCGGCAAAUCAACAAAAUCAACUAACUUUUUUAACCUGGGCACUUCCACCAACCAUUUCAUCUCCGGCAUUUUCCCCCUCUGCUAACUGCGGGAGAUGUCACGUUAUCUAUCAAAUAGGGAACAAAAGGUUCAUUUUGAUGAGGACGAAGUAGGGGGAACGUUGAGGUUGAAGCCAUCCGAAAGCAACGUAACGGAAGAUCAAGAGCCAUUUAUGGGAAUCAAAGUCCGUAGAAAAGCUUCUAUUCAUAGAGAUUAUGUUGGUGAUUAUAUUGACGUUCCUUCCAGACCCUAUCUUAUGAAGAUUCUUGAAAAACAAGGUGACAAAAAGGUUCUAUUUGCAGACACAAUUAUGAAGUUUACAAGCACAGGGAAGAUGAAGCGUCGCAUUCUCCUUGUAACUGAUUUUGCCGUCUACAUUGUAGACCCAGAAAGUGGUGCACUUAAAAGGCGGAUUGCCCUGGCAGCUGUUGAGAAGCUUUGUUUGAGUGAAUUAAGUGAUAAUUUCUUUGCAAUUAUCAUUCCGACUGAGUAUGAUCUGCUCAUGGCCAGUACUCGGAAGACCGAAAUAGUAACAGUCUUAGUAGAUUCUACCAAGAGUCAAUCUGACUAUGAACUUGAUGUUCUCUUCUCUAAUAGGUUCGAGUACAAUGCUACUUCUGAACUCGCUAAAGAAGUUCAAUUUGAGCAAGUUGAAGCUGGUGUCAAAACUAGAAUCUCGCGAAAAUGAACUACCCUUAGCAUGCAAUGGUCUAAGAACAUCAGCUACUCAAUAUCAUGCCUGCAAAUGUGUCUUUGCUAUUUGGAAGGGGGAGCCGGUAUAUCAUUCCUUGUGGAAAGGUGAUCGAUUUUUACUUGUUGAAGAACAGAAAAAGGAAAAGGGACGGAAUGUAUUACCAUUUUCCUCUUAUGAGCUGAUUUUGUCGCUCUAGCUAUGCCUGUCUAUGCAUUUAUUUGUGUUGUAUAUUAUCCAAUUCAUUAUAUGAGAUGUUUGGUGGCUGAUACUUGGAAGGGACAAGUUAAACAUCAAGUUUCUACACCCAAGGGUAGAUUACUUUAACCAUUGUGGAUUGCAUAUAUUACAGUAAAAAGACAGCUCAUUUGUUGUAGUAGUAAAUAAUGCAAGCAAGUUGACAUUUUAAAAGAGAGAGAAAAGGUUUGCUGUGGA